AUGUUACUUACAACUCUCGCCCUCGUGGCAUCGGCCACCCCCUUCGCAGUCGGCUCGGUAGCCCCUCUCCGCCGCCGCAACAAUCCUCAAUCCAACCCUGCGCCCAUGACAGCAACCGGGAACGCCAUUGUUUUCGACGUCGAGGUCCAGUUCGGGAGCCAGUCCUUUCUCCUUCUCGUCGAUACCGGCAGCAGUGACACUUGGGUUGUCGAGACGGAUUUUCAGUGCGUCAACUCCACAGACAACUCCGAUCUUCCUCGGGAAAGCUGCCUGUUCGGCCCGACUUACGAUGUGCCCGCCGGCAUGGAGUACGUCAAGAACCAGACGUUUGGCGUGCAAUACGGCACCGGCAUUGCCUUGGGCAAAGUUGGUUUUGAGGAUAUCACCAUCGGUGGUAUCACUGUCCCCAAGCAAAAGAUCGGCAUCGUUGAUCGCUCGACCGAUAAGGGCGAUGGUAUCAACAGCGGCAUCCUCGGACUAGGCUACCCUCCUCUGACGUCUGCACAUUAUGGCAACACGCUCGAUAACUCUACCUUGCUCCUGAACCGCGCCGUCUACGACCCGACCUUCGUCAGCAUGUACAAGAAGGGCCUCGUUGACCCCUGGUACAGCUUGGCCAUUGAAAGACUUCCCCAGAACGUCUCGACCGGGCCUGGCGGCUGGCUCGGUCUGGGCGAACUCCCUCCUGUUGCUCAUACCAAUGACUGGGCAGUUGCACCAAUUGAGGUCACCAAGGGCCUCCCGGAACUGUACACUGAUGGAGUUGACCAAAUCACCCUCAUGACCCUGACUGUUGACGGAAUUACUUGGGGCUCGCGAUCAACCAAAACGUCCAGAACUACCAACUCGACAUCAUUCCAGGCCGUGGUAGAUAGCGGUAACCCAAUGAACAUGCUCCCGCAAGAGGUCGCCGACGAGAUCAACGCCGAGUUCAACCCCCCCGCAGUGUACAACAAGGAAGCCGGCGUCUAUGUCGUCGACUGCAAUGCCGAGACUCCCGCCCUCGGAAUCGAAAUUGACGGACACACUUUCUGGCAUCAGUCAGCCGAUAUGAUCGUUCGAGACGAGAACACCGGAUUUUGCUACUCGAGCGUGACCGGCCCGGCUUCGGGGCUGGGGGUGACGAUUCAGUUUUUGGGCGACGCUUUUCUUAAAAAUGUGGUGUCGGUUUUCGACUUCGGAAAGGAUGAGAUGCGCUUCGCUACAAGAACUGGAGGCAAGAAUGGAACAACUGGCGCAGUGCCUCGGCACUUGGUACUGGGCUGGGUUCGAUCGCUUCCCUUGUUUUGCUGA
Molecule: messenger RNA, 1293 nt
Organism: Ilyonectria robusta
Lineage: Eukaryota; Fungi; Ascomycota; Sordariomycetes; Hypocreales; Nectriaceae
Product: aspartic peptidase domain-containing protein
Exons: 2
Coding region: 1-1293 (430 amino acids)
Biological process (GO): proteolysis
Cellular component (GO): fungal-type vacuole
Molecular function (GO): aspartic-type endopeptidase activity
Source: RefSeq, a predicted model, not a curated record